This is a messenger RNA of Panthera uncia (snow leopard), 1966 nucleotides long. It is a transcript of the gene ABCG4, whose product is annotated as ATP binding cassette subfamily G member 4. The record is from RefSeq and is a predicted model, not a curated record. The transcript is spliced from 14 exons. NCBI's taxonomy places the organism in Eukaryota, Metazoa, Chordata, Mammalia, Carnivora, Felidae. The coding region runs from base 1 to 1941 and encodes 646 amino acids. Gene Ontology annotation, molecular function: ABC-type transporter activity; ATP binding; ATP hydrolysis activity. Gene Ontology annotation, cellular component: plasma membrane.
AUGGCGGAGAAGGCGCUGGAGGCCGUGGGCUGUGGACUAGGACCCGGGGCCGUGGCCAUGGCCGUGGCGCUGGAGGACGGGGCGGAGCCCCCGAUGCUGACCACGCACCUGAAGAAGGUGGAGAACCACAUCACCGAAGCCCAGCGCUUCUCCCACCUACCCAAGCGCUCAGCAGUGGACAUCGAGUUCGUGGAGCUGUCCUAUUCCGUGCGGGAGGGGCCCUGCUGGCGCAAACGGGGUUAUAAGACCCUCCUCAAGUGCCUGUCGGGUAAAUUCUGCCGCCGGGAGCUGAUCGGCAUCAUGGGCCCCUCGGGGGCUGGCAAGUCCACAUUCAUGAACAUCCUGGCAGGGUACAGGGAGUCUGGCAUGAAGGGGCAGAUCCUGGUCAACGGGAGGCCGCGGGAACUGAGGACCUUCCGCAAGAUGUCCUGUUACAUCAUGCAGGAAGACAUGCUGCUCCCACACCUGACGGUGUUGGAAGCCAUGAUGGUCUCUGCUAACCUGAAGCUGAGUGAGAAGCAAGAGGUGAAGAAGGAACUGGUGACGGAGAUCCUGACAGCCCUGGGCCUGAUGUCCUGCUCCCACACGAGGACGGCCCUGCUCUCCGGUGGGCAGAGGAAGCGCCUGGCCAUCGCCCUGGAGCUGGUCAACAACCCGCCGGUCAUGUUCUUUGACGAACCCACCAGUGGUCUGGACAGCGCCUCCUGUUUCCAAGUGGUGUCCCUCAUGAAGUCCCUGGCCCAGGGGGGCCGUACCAUCAUCUGCACCAUCCACCAGCCCAGUGCCAAGCUCUUUGAGAUGUUUGACAAGCUGUACAUCCUGAGCCAGGGUCAGUGCAUCUUCAAGGGCGUGGUCACCAACCUGAUCCCCUACCUGAAGGGGCUCGGCUUGCACUGCCCCACUUACCACAACCCGGCUGAUUUCAUCAUCGAAGUGGCCUCUGGAGAGUACGGAGACCUCAACCCCAUGCUGUUCAGGGCUGUGCAGAAUGGGCUCUGUACCAUGGCUGAGAAGAAGAGCAUCCCAGAGAAGAAUGAGGUCCCCACCCCUUGCCCCCCUUGCCCUCAGGAAGUGGAUCCCAUCGAAAGCCACACCUUUGCCACCAGCACCCUUACACAGUUCUGCAUCCUUUUCAAGAGGACCUUCUUGUCCAUCCUCAGGGACACGGUCCUGACCCACCUGCGGUUUGUGUCCCACGUGGUAAUCGGCGUGCUCAUUGGUCUCCUUUACCUGCACAUCGGUAACGAUGCCAGCAAGGUCUUCAACAACACCGGCUGCCUCUUCUUCUCCAUGCUGUUCCUCAUGUUUGCUGCCCUUAUGCCAACUGUGCUCACCUUCCCCUUAGAGAUGGCAGUCUUCAUGAGGGAGCAUCUCAACUACUGGUACAGCCUCAAAGCAUAUUAUCUGGCCAAGACCAUGGCCGACGUGCCCUUUCAGGUGGUGUGCCCGGUGGUAUAUUGCAGCAUUAUGUACUGGAUGACAGGCCAGCCAGCUGAAACCAGUCGCUUCCUGCUCUUCUCAGCCCUGGCCACUGCCACCGCCUUGGUGGCCCAGUCUUUGGGGCUGCUGAUUGGAGCCGCCUCCAAUUCCCUACAGGUGGCCACCUUUGUGGGCCCAGUUACCGCCAUCCCUGUCCUCUUGUUCUCCGGUUUCUUUGUCAGCUUCAAGACCAUCCCCACUUACCUGCAAUGGAGCUCCUACCUCUCCUAUGUCAGGUAUGGCUUUGAGGGUGUGAUUCUGACCAUCUAUGGCAUGGAUCGAGAAGAUCUGACCUGCCUGGAGGAGCACUGCCCUUUCCAGAAUCCACAGAGUAUCCUCCGAGCGUUGGAUGUGGAGGACGCCAAGCUCUACAUGGACUUCCUGGUCUUGGGCAUCUUCUUCCUGGCCUUGCGGCUGCUGGCGUACCUUGUGCUCCGUUACCGGGUCAAGUCCGAGAGAUAGAGCCUGGCCCUGGCCUGCGCCCCAG